CCUCGCCUUCUUCAUCAAUCAAUUCUUCUUCUUCAUCAAUCAAUUCUUCUUCUUCAUCAAUCAGUUCUUCAUCAUCAUCAUCAAACAACACCCACAAAAACAUAGAAUUUUUUUUUUAUUUUUUGCCGAAGAACCUAGCACCUAGGUUCGACGAACUCCGCGUUGGGUUCAUCGGGUUCCAAGGAACCCCAAACCUAGGUUCAAUGAACCCAACGUCGGGUUCCCAGAAACCCAGGGCCUUGGUUCGUCCGAACCCAGAGCAGGGUUCCAAGGAACCCUGAGCCUGGGUUCGAUCGAACCCAGGCGUUGAGUUCCAAGGAACCCAGAGCCUGGGUUCGUUCGAACCCAGAGCCGAGUUCCAAGGAACCCAGGGGUUGGGUUCAAUCAAACCCGACUCUAGCUAGGAUCUGGGUUUGCCAGAUGCGUUGCAUAACACAGAUCGAACCCAGAUUAGUUUUGAACUUUAUGUGUGGGUUACAGAAUGCAGAUCGGCUGCUAGACAUGAGAAUCAUCGUUCAAGUUCAUCCGUCAGUGUGAGGGCCGAUCUAGUUUCUUUUGCAACGUGCGUCAGCAAAGAGCACUGGGUUUCUGAUAAGAUUAUGUGGUUUUCAGGUCGUUGCCAGUGUUUUGAUGAGGAAAUCUAUCGGGCUUUGAUAUGCAUCAAAAACCUUUUGAUUAGGGUUCUUUGAGAAACCAACGGAUACCUAAAAUCUCAUAUCCAGUUGGUUCAAUUGUUGGAAUUGCUACAACCAAAAUCUUUUUCGGGUUUUGGUUUUGAAUUUUUUCUUGCUCUAUGUAUUGGGUGGGGCUCAAGGGUAUGGAUCUGGAGUUCUUGAGUUUCAUGGAAGGGAAGGGAAUCAAUUAGUGCCAUUGCUGCAAUUGUUACAACCACAAUCUAUGUACUGGAUGGUUUUAAGGGGUAUGGAUUUGGAGUUCUUGAGUUUCAUGGAAGAGGAUUUGAAUUGUCGCUAAAUUUAGGCGAAAUAGACUCUGGAAAUUAGGGGUGGGGGUGAGAAUGUGCUGAGUGUGUUAGCAUUUUUAAGGGUCCUGACUCUGUUCCUCCUCCUAUUUUCUACAGAAAUUGAGGAGAUGUCUUCAGAAGGGACCGUGAGUGUAGUGGGGAGUGAGGUCAUGCCCUUGGAUUAUGGGAGCAUGGAUGAGGAGAGUAGUCUUUCUCCUUCUGGUUCGGAGAGGAUGGUGGAGGAGAGGAGGGAUCAGAGGGUAGGAGAGGAGGAUGAAGAUGAAAUCCCUUCAAACAUUUUGGAGGCUUGGAUGAGGGUAGAUGGGUGUUAUGACCCCGAUUUAGAGAUGGUAUCGGAGGUGAGGGGGUAUGUGAGCGAGUUAGGCAGCAGGGAGAGUCUGAGGGGCCUCGUGGGUAAUUGCAACCUCCCUCACCAUGUCCUAAUUAUGCCAGCCGGGGCUAAGAAAACCAAGCAGAACAACUAUAAGUUAAAUCAGGAUGAGGUGGAGGAGGUAGAAAAGCUGGUGAGGGAAGAAGAAGACGUAGUGGAUAUCCUGUACCUCACCAGCCCGAAGGCAAUAGAGGCUGCUGAGCUCUAUGGGCCGAGCUCAUUGAGCGAAGCUAAGAUGGACGAAUUUGUCAGUGCUGCUGAAGGACUGCGCAUCCCAAAGAAGCCAAGGAAGAAGUCAAAGACUUCAACUGCGGUGGACAAAGGAGUUCUAGAGAAAGAGCGCCUGCCCAGCACUUCUGCUCGGUCAGGGAGGGAAGAGGCCGAGGUGCGAGGCCCUGGCCGGGGCAAGGCACUCAUCCCUCCCCGCUCGUACGAGAAGAGUUUGUUUGAGGCGGCAAACACGACUGGGGCGAAGCACUUCCUUAACUCUACCCUCCCUGAGGUGGACAAGAUGCGGGCGAGGGAUGAGGCGGUGAGCCGGCUAGGAGCUACUGUUGUGAGGCAUGCCUUGGAGAGUGCAAGCUGGACAAACGCUCUAGUGCAGGAGUAUGCGGAAAGCGUGAGAGAUCGUGCCAGCUUGCAAAGGCAGUGUGAGCAGCUGCAGAAAGAAAGGGAAGAGCUGCAGAAAGAAAGGGAAGAGCUGCAGAAGGAGAAAGAGGAGUGGGAGAGGGAAAAGAGGGAGAUGCAAAGGAGGCUGGAUGAAGUUCUCCCUUUAGUGACCGAACUCCAGAACGACAAUAAUGUCUUGAGCACGAAGCUUGCCCUUGAGGAACGUAAGAGGAAGAUCUGUGAGGAGAAGCUAGAGGCUCAAGACAAGUAUAUUGACAAUAUGAGGAAAGGAGUAGCGGAGCUAAAGAAGAAUGUUAAUUUGUUGGUGCACAACGGGAUGAAGGAGCACAUUGGCAACUUCCUCGACUCCAGCACCUUCGAGAACAUCCUCAACCUGUACCGGCUACCCACCGCCAUCCUAGCCUUCACCGACUGUAGAAAGAAGGUGAAGGCCCAGUACUUAGAGGUGGACGUCACAACGGUCACCUUUGGAGAACAGGAAGAAAGAGUGGAGGAGGAUGGUGAGAGUCUUUCUGCUGACUUCCGACCUCUGAUCAAGUUGAGGUGGGAGCAUGACGCAGAGGGACGCAUGAUCUUCCCUCCAGCCUUUGACGCUGAGCUGGUGGUGGUGGGGGAAGAAGGAGAGGAAGAAGAAGAAGUGCGAGGUGCUGAAGCUGAAGUUCAGGCAGAUCCGCCCGAAGUGCAGCCUUUCGAGGUGCAUCCAGUCUCUUCUGAUGACGUGCAGCAGUUGGAUCUUCCUGGAGCAGAAGUGCCGCCUUUGCCUGCUAACGAUGAGCCGCUUCAACCACCCCUUCCGGCUGAGGAGCAGCCUCCACCUCCAGCCGAGUAGUUUAGGAUUUUACGUUUUACUCUUGUAAUGAAUAUUUUUGUAAUUGACUUUGUAUUAAUUGAUGAAAUCUUUGAAGUUAUUUAUGACUUGCAUAUUUUGAUGUUUGUUUGUUGUAAGUAAAUCACUUAGGAUGAAAUAAAGUGACUUUAAUUGA
Molecule: messenger RNA, 2965 nt
Organism: Rubroshorea leprosula
Lineage: Eukaryota; Viridiplantae; Streptophyta; Magnoliopsida; Malvales; Dipterocarpaceae
Source: the annotation of a GenBank genome assembly